CUUUUGUUUAUAUAGAAAAACGGUCUGGAUGUGUUUAGGACCGCACACACUCCCACAACAACUGAAGACGUCUGCCACGGGAUUGCCUUUUAGCCUGGAAAGGGAGAUAGGUCCUAUCACUGAAAGAGAUUAAGCAUUAACUCAGGCACUCUCAAAGUGCACACAGACUCCCCACUGAAGGACCUGCGUGAAGUUUUCACCAGUGUGGGUGCUCAGAAGUUUUUAUGGCUCUCAGUCUUGCUGAAUCACGGCUCGCUCUAGGCUUCAAGAGGAAUACGCUCCGGCUGGACUAGUGAGCUCCUCAGACUUCUGGAGCAUCAGUUUUCCCCAGUCCCAGGGGAACAAGGGGGGAACAUGUCAGCUGCUCUCGAUGAAUUCUGCGGCUCCCUUUUCUGGAAUGCCUCCGUCCUGGAUCGGCCUGACCCAGACCUGACUGUGUGUGUGGAGCAGACGGUUCUGGUAUGGAUCCCCCUGGGGUUCCUGUGGCUCUGCAGUCCAUGGCACCUAGUAGCACUUUUCAGGGGCAAAGCUCCCAAAAGACGACUAUCCAAGCUCUAUAUCUGCAAACAGAUCCUGACAGGACUCUUGUUUCUUACUGCUGUGGCUGGGCUUGCCGUCACUCUUGGUGAGGAUUUUGGCCCCAACAGUGACUCCACAACUAAGAAUGCAGCAGUCUUCUACACCAACCCUGUGCUGUUUACCGUCUCUUGGAUUUUGGUGAUGCUUUGCCACGAGGGCGUGAGACGGAAACCGACUGCCGUCGACUCCAGCUCCCUCUUCCUCUUCUGGGCCCUGCAGGUGCUGUGUGAGAUCUUUGCAUUCCAGACACUCCUUCGGAAAGCUCUGGAAGCGGGGGAAAUCUCAGAUCUUCCACGCUUCUGUUUGUUCUACAUAGCCUUUGGGCUGCAAGUCAUAUCCCUCGUUAUCUCUGGCAUCGCUGAUGUACCACCUGAAGUAAAGGAGAAGGUCAAGAAGAAUCCAGAGACGGGAGCUGCAUAUAUUAGCAGAAUCACAUUUAACUGGUUUAACAGCAUGGUUUUCAAAGGCUACAGGAAGCCCUUGGUUCAGGAAGACCUGUGGGAUUUGAAUAACAAGGAUUCCACCUCCUACAUCUACGAGGGGUUUGAGAAAGUGAUGAACGAUGAGCUGGUCAAAGCUCGGUACAGGUUUCAGAAACAGCUCAAGAAGGUGAAAGCCAAACAGAAACAGGAUCCUCAUCAAAAUGGCCUUUCAAAAGGUGUCAGCCAAGAUGUUCUAGUGAUGGAGGAAAAAGGUAACAGUAAAGACAAGAAGAAGAAAGAGAAAAAGAAAGAUGAUGAAGUGUUACAUCCGAAUUCAUGGCUUAUACCGACCAUUGCCAAGGCAUUCAAAGGGCCGCUUAUCGAGUCUGCUGUCUUUAAACUACUAUACGACCUUCUGGCCUUUGUCAGCCCUCAGUUGCUCAAGUUGAUGAUCACUUUUACCCAAGACAAGAGCAUCUACACAUGGUAUGGCUACCUGUAUGCCAUUCUGUUGCUGGUGGUGGCUGCCGUGCAGUCCAUCUUUCUCCAGCAGUACUUCCAGCGAUGCUUUGUGCUGGGAAUGAAAGUCCGCACAGCACUAAUGGCAGGCGUUUACAAGAAGGCCCUAAUUGUGUCUAACGACACACGUCAAGAGACGACGGUGGGCGAGACGGUCAACCUCAUGUCGGCAGAUGCCCAGCGCUUCAAUGACAUCACCAACUUCAUCCACCUGCUGUGGUCAUGCCCUCUGCAGAUCGCUCUCGCUAUCUACUUCCUGUGGCAGGAGAUGGGCCCAUCCGUGUUGGCAGGCCUGGGCGUCAUGAUUCUCAUGGCUCCCAUCAACGGCUUACUGGCCACCAAAUCCAGGGACCUCCAGACUGCAAACAUGAAGCUGAAGGACAAACGCAUGAAAAUUAUGACUGAAAUUCUGAAUGGUAUCAAGGUUUUGAAGCUGUAUGCCUGGGAGCCGUCUUUCGAGGCCAUGAUCCUUGCUAUUCGAGAGCAGGAACUGAAGCUGAUGAGGAAGAUUGCCUACUUCUCCUCCAUCUCCACCUUCAUUUUUGCCACCGCCCCUGCUCUAGUUUCCAUGGCAACAUUUGCUGUUUUUGUUUCGGUCGAUUCAGACAACAUCCUGGAUGCUGAGAAAGCUUUCACUUCCAUAUCACUUUUCAACAUCCUUCGUUUUCCUCUAGCCAUGCUGCCCAUGCUCAUUGCCGCCAUGGUCCAGAUCUCCGUAUCUAAAAAACGUUUGGAAAAGUUCUUAGGCGGCGAAGACCUUGACAGCAACGCUGUGCACCACGACCCGAGUUUUAGCAGUGCAAUCGCCGUUUCAGAUGGUACCUUCUCUUGGGGGAAGGAGAAUGAGCCUACCCUGAAAAACAUAUCUCUGGAUAUAAAGCCCGGAAGGCUGAUUGCUGUGGUUGGAGCUGUAGGGUCAGGGAAGUCCUCCAUGCUGUCUGCGUUACUUGGAGAAAUGCAUAGUAGCAAAGCUUCCAUUAACAUGAAGGGCUCAGUGGCCUACGUUCCCCAGCAGGCCUGGAUCCAGAAUGCCACGCUGAAGGACAACAUCCUGUUUGGCUCCGAGCUGGAGGAGAGCAAGUACCAGAGCGUGAUGGACGCCUGCGCCCUCAACCCCGACCUGGAGCUGUUGGCAGCCAGAGAUGAGACAGAGAUUGGGGAGAAGGGCAUUAACCUGAGUGGAGGCCAGAAGCAGCGAGUGAGCCUAGCAAGAGCCACCUACAACAACGCCGACACCUACCUGCUGGAUGACCCUCUGUCGGCCGUCGAUUCGCAUGUCGCCAAGCACCUCUUUGAGAGGGUCAUCGGGCCAAAUGGACUCCUGAGAGAUAAAACCAGGAUCCUGGUGACUCACGGCGUCAGCUUCCUGCCUUACGUUGAUGAGAUCAUAGUGCUGGUGGACGGCCUGGUGACGGAAGUGGGGACUUACGAGAGCCUGAAGGCCAGUGGAGAGGCCUUCUCUGAAUUCCUGUCCACGUAUGCCAAAGAUGAGAAAAAGAAGUCCUCAGAGGAUGAGCCUUCAGAAGCUGAGGUAGACACGGUCCCCGAAGCUCAGGACCCCCAGCCAGACAUCUCCCCUGAGGACGUGGUGUCUGUAACCCUGAAGAGGGAAAACAGUCUGCGGCACAGCCAGAGACAUGCUCAACGCAACGGCAGCAUCCGGCUGAGGAAAACCAGCUCUGUUAGGGCUAAAAAGACUUCAGAUGAGGCCAAAAAAGGCCAGAGAUUGAUUGAGAAAGAAGCCAUGGAAACUGGAACGGUGAAAUUUUCAGUCUACGUGCAGUACUUGCGGGCCAUGGGCUGGUGCUUCUCCUUCUUGGUCUUUCUGAUGUACCUCAUCCAGAACGUCGCUUUCAUUGGCUCCAACCUGUGGCUGAGUGCAUGGACCAAUGACGCAGUGACAUACUUCAACCAGACAUACCCUGCCCAUGUGAGGGAUAUGAGAGUGGGCGUGUUCGGUGCUCUUGGCGUGGCGCAAGGCAUCUUCAUCUUCCUGGGCACUCUCCUGCUGGCAGACGGAGCAGUGUCGGCGUCGCGGAUACUACACACACGCCUGCUCGUCAACGUGUUGCGUGUGCCCAUGCUCUUCUUCGACACCACGCCGUCUGGCAGAGUGGUCAACCGGUUUGCCAAGGAUAUGUUCACGGUGGACGAGAUGAUCCCCAUGUCCUUCCGCUCCUGGGUCCUCUGCCUGCUGGGGGUGAUCGGCACCCUGUUAGUCAUCUGCCUGGCCACCCCGAUAUUUCUAGCCGUCAUUGUGCCCCUGGCUGUCGUCUAUUACUUUGUGCAGAGGUUUUAUGUCGCAGCGUCAAGGCAGCUCAGGCGUCUGGACUCUGUUUCCCGCUCACCCAUCUACUCCCAUUUUGGAGAGACUGUGGCCGGCCUGUCCGUCAUCAGGGCUUACGGCCACCAGGACCGAUUCCUGAAACACAACGAAAUGACCAUGGACGAGAACCUCAAGAGCGUCUAUCCCUGGAUAGUUUCUAACAGGUGGCUUGCCAUUCGACUGGAGGGUCUGGGAAAUUUGGUGGUGUUUUUCGCUGCGUUGUUUGCAGUGCUGGCACGAGAUUCACUGAGCAGUGGACUGGUUGGACUGUCCAUCUCCUAUGCUUUAAAUGUGACUCAGACCUUGAAUUGGUUGGUGAGAAUGACCUCCGAACUUGAAACCAACAUUGUCGCAGUGGAGAGAGUGAGCGAAUACACCGAGAUCAAAAAUGAGGCUGCCUGGAUCACAGACAAGAGUCCAGAUAAAGCCUGGCCUGAAACUGGGAAGAUUCGUUUUGAGAAUUACAAAGUCCGCUACCGUCCUGAGUUGGACCUGGUUCUGCAUGGGAUCACGUGUGAUAUUGACAGCACUGAGAAAAUUGGUAUCGUGGGCCGCACUGGGGCAGGAAAGUCCAGUCUCACAAAUUGCUUGUUCCGUAUCAUCGAAGCUUCUGAGGGGAAGAUCCUCAUAGACGGAGUGGACAUUGCCACCAUUGGCCUGCAUGAUCUUAGAAGCAGACUGACUAUCAUACCACAGGAUCCCGUGCUGUUCUCUGGAAGUCUCCGCAUGAAUCUGGACCCGUUUGAGAAGUUUAGUGAUGAGGAGCUGUGGAGAGCAUUGGAGCUCUCCCACUUGAAGGAGUUUGCACAGGGUCUGCCCGAAAGGCUGCUCUAUGAGGUCUCGGAAGGAGGCGAGAACCUCAGUGUCGGGCAGCGUCAGCUCCUCUGCCUGGCCAGAGCUCUGCUUAGGAAGUCCCGCAUCCUGAUCCUGGACGAGGCCACAGCUGCCGUGGACCUGGAGACAGACGACCUGAUCCAGACCACCAUCAGCAAGGAGUUCUCGGACUGCACAGUGCUCACCAUCGCUCACCGGCUCAAUACCAUCCUGGACAGCUCGCGAGUGAUGGUGUUGGAUGCUGGCAAGAUAGUGGAGUUUGAUUCACCUAGUGCAUUGUUCCGGAAGAAGGGACACUUCUUCUCUAUGGCAAAGGAUGCUGGAAUCACCUCACUUGACUAUACUGCACUGUAAGUGUGAGGACAUGGGGGACCUGUGUCUCCAGGCAUUGCAGUACUUCAUGCUACUUCAUACAUAUGUUUUUUGUUUGUUUAUCUUCUUAUACUGUACAUGUCACAUAUUUAAAUUGCCCAUUAAGGCUGAUGUGAUACAUUGUCAAGUGUUUUGUACAGUUUAGCCAGGACCACUGUGAAAUCUCUUACUUUUGUAAUUUUAUUUUAUAUUUAAAUAAACAUGUUGUCCAUGAUUGGAGAAAACAA
This is a messenger RNA of Sardina pilchardus (European sardine), 5279 nucleotides long. It is a transcript of the gene abcc2, whose product is annotated as ATP-binding cassette, sub-family C (CFTR/MRP), member 2. The transcript has 32 exons. Gene Ontology annotation, molecular function: ATP hydrolysis activity; ABC-type transporter activity; ATP binding. Gene Ontology annotation, biological process: transmembrane transport. The record is from RefSeq and is a predicted model, not a curated record. Lineage: Eukaryota; Metazoa; Chordata; Actinopteri; Clupeiformes; Clupeidae. The coding region runs from base 355 to 5034 and encodes 1559 amino acids. Gene Ontology annotation, cellular component: apical plasma membrane.